Messenger RNA from Lacerta agilis (Sand lizard), 791 nucleotides. It is a transcript of the gene SAYSD1, whose product is annotated as SAYSVFN motif domain containing 1. The transcript is spliced from 2 exons. NCBI's taxonomy places the organism in Eukaryota, Metazoa, Chordata, Lepidosauria, Squamata, Lacertidae. Bases 125 to 607 code for a protein of 160 amino acids. The record is from RefSeq and is a predicted model, not a curated record.
AUCCCGGCCUGCCGUACCAAGCGCGCAACGCCAGCAAGCGCCGCUGGGCGCCGGCUCUUGGGCGCUUGUGCUGGACGUGUCCCCGGGCGGAGGCGGGCGCUGCUGCUGCUGCUGCGUGGCGUGCAUGGAGCAGAGGCUGGCCGAGUUCCGGGCUGCCCGCCGCGGCACCCGCCACACCGCUCCCUCGGCAAAGCCCCCAGGAAAGGCGGCGGAGGUGGAGGCGGAGGCGGCGAAGGAGCAGGCCCAAGCCCGGCCCCCGCUGCCGAGUGAGGAAUCCAGUCAAAGACCAGAAAGGCUCCAAACUGAAGCUGUUACAUGCCCUGCACCAUGGUGGACCAAUUGCUUUCUUCUGAAUGUCACCUUUCUCAAGUUUCUCAUCUGGCUCGUCUUACUGGGACUGUUUGCGGAACUAGAGUUUGGUUUGCCUUAUUUUGUCCUGUCUAUGUUUUACUGGAUCUAUGUAGGAACCCGCGGCCCUGGAGAAAGACAGACAGGAGAAAGAAGUGCCUAUUCUGUCUUUAACCCAGGAUGUGAAGCCAUUGAUGGAACACUUACAGCAGAACAGUUUGAGAGAGAACUACAGUAUCGGCCCUUAGCCCAGAGGUAACUAGUGCCUAUAUCAGUAUCACUAGGUCUUUCCCCUCCGCUUGAGCAAAAUGGGAACUGUUUCCUGUGAGAUUUUUCACCUUUAGAAAUGUUUACAGCAUUGUAAUUGAAGAGUUGAGCUGCAGCUACUGUUUCUUAUACAAUAAACAACUAAAGACAGGAUAUUAAACAUACAUAUUCAGACU